This is a messenger RNA of Chelmon rostratus (copperband butterflyfish), 2418 nucleotides long. It is a transcript of the gene osgin2, whose product is annotated as oxidative stress induced growth inhibitor family member 2. The transcript has 6 exons. Bases 78 to 1748 code for a protein of 556 amino acids. The record is from RefSeq and is a predicted model, not a curated record. Lineage: Eukaryota; Metazoa; Chordata; Actinopteri; Chaetodontiformes; Chaetodontidae.
GGCUGAUCAGACCUGAAUAAACCAGGUCUGCGCGGAUUUAACCGCACGGAGUGCUGGCUCUGGCCCAGGCUGCAGCCAUGCCUCUUCUGGAAGCGACCACUCUGCCACAAGAGCACCCACCCACUGUCCCCGUGGUCAUCAUAGGCAAUGGGCCGUCAGGUAUUUGUCUGUCCUACCUGCUGAGUGGAUACAAGCCCUACCUAGAUACGGCAACUGUCCACCCAAACCCAAUACUCUACAGGAAACUGCAAGAGACCAAGCACCUACCCAUCACUGAACAGGAUCUGGAAUAUCUGAGUGAAGGUCUCGAGGGGAGGUCAAGGAACCCAGUGGCUGUGCUUUUUGACACACUUCUGCACCCCAAUGCUGACUUUGGCUACGAAUUCCCCCCUGUUCUUCAGUGGAGCAGGGACAAGCAGCAACACAUCCCACAUCUGGUGCUGGGGAGGGCAACACCUGGAGGUGCUUGGCAUGCAAUGGAAGGCUCCAUGCUGACGAUUAGUCUUGGCAUUUGGAUGGAGCUUCCUGGGGUUAACUACAGAGACUUGACUAAUGGGAAACGCAGGGAUGUAACCAGUGACAGAGCCACCCCAGAGGAGAUCUCAUGCUAUUACCGUAACUAUGUGAAGCUAAAGGGUCUCCAAAAGAAUUUUGUAGACAACACAUACGUGACCUCUGUCCAGAAACUCUACCGGGGACAUGAGGGGGAAGGUCUGAAAAAUGGGCACACUGAUCAAGGAGAUGGAGGGGUGGGAGAUGGUGGGAAUGAAGGCUUUGAGGGAAAUGGAGUUGAGUGUCUAAACAAUGGAGGAGGGGGGGCUCUUUGGGAAGUAAGGGGAUACCAGCAGGUGCAGAACGACACUCAUGUCCCCUUCUCUCUGUUUGCUGAGAAUGUCGUUCUGGCCACUGGUGCGUCCGAUUCACCAGUUCGAUUAGGUGUAGAGGGGGAGGACCUACCGUUUGUAUUCCACAGCAUCUCAGACCUGGGUUUGGCCAUAAGCCGGAGAAAGCUAGAUAUGAACUCUGAUCCAGUUUUAAUCGUAGGUGCUGGUUUAAGUGCUGCAGAUGCAGUUCUGUGCGCUUGUAACAGCAACAUUAGAGUGCUGCAUGUUUUUCGUAAGACCGUAGACGACCCAGACCUCAUCUUCAAACAGCUGCCCAAGACGCUGUACCCAGAGUACCACAAGGUCUACAACAUGAUGUGCUCUCAGACAUACACAAAUGUUGCUCCCUCCUCUGCUUCAAACAGACCCCAGGCAGUUAGUAUUGCCUCUUCAGUAUGUGCCAAGAUGUGCCCAAAGCCCCAACUUGCCACCGGCACCAUAGCUGGUAAUGAGUGUGUCAGCCUGUUCCCUGACUACACCAGUUUCCCUGAACACUGCGUGGUGUCCUUCCAGUCUGACAUGAAGUGUCUGCUGCAGGGGAACAACUCCCUCAAGGCAUUCAAGAUCUCCAUGGCCUUAGUGCUGAUUGGGACCAACCCCAACUUGUUUUUCUUGAAGGGGCAGGGCCAGUACCUGGGUCAGGAUCCAACAAAACCCGUCUCCUGCAAGCAGAACCCCAUUGACAUCCACCCCUACACUUUUGAGUGUACCAAGGAGCCAGGUCUGUUUGCCAUGGGCCCGCUGGUGGGAGACAACUUUGUUCGCUUUUUGAAGGGUGGUGCUUUAGGCAUCGCCUCCUGUCUGCUGAAGAGACUCAAGAAGAAAGGGAAGCUCAUCAGCAGUGGAGGGAAUAACUUUAUUUGAAAACAUGAUGGAGAGAAGAGCAGCACAUGUUGUGUUGUAGGGCACAGAUUUCAAGCGCUCUUGCCAACUGAUGUAAAUGGUGAAGGGGAAAACAAGUUUUAAUAUGUUUUAAUCAUUAAUGCAGUAUUUUCUCAUCAAAGCUCCGGAAUUUUUACAACUUUCUGAGACCAAAAAGACAGUGGAUGUACACCAAUUAGUUUCUAAAGAAACAAAAGACAGCUUUCCAGAGUUUUGUCUGACUUCAUAAGAAGUCCCAAGAAGUCCAAGCUACUGUGUGCCAAUGUUUUCUGGUCAAUCUGUAACCUCACAACUGAAUGGGACCUUAUUUUCAUCAGGGUUAUUUAUUCGUUCACCAUGUGUCUUUCAAUCCAUUUUCUAACAACGUUUAGUUGCUGUAAUUUUACACUUUCUUUAUUUUCUUAGUCUUAUUUUAGCCUAGCAUUUAGUAGAGGGGAAGCUCAAAAGGAGAGGCCACUGCACUCAGUCUCCAUGCAAUUUACAGCUAUAGUCAUUUAAGUGAUGGGCACUCGCAAUCUUUAUUCCCACUUACAAAGUUGCAUUCAUCUCAACCUGGAGUGGUGAGUGCUUGCAAUAGUGGACGCACAAGAUUAAUCUCAGAACGUGACCCAGCAGGUUCAUGGCGAAGCAGCUUUAGUGUUCCUGGUUAUUC